AUUGGCUACCGUUUCAAUCCCACUUGUCGGUAUAAAAACAGCCGAUUUCGCGCGAAAUUCAUUCUAAGGAUUUACAGUUGAAGCAUAAGGACGUAUCUAACCUAAACGCAUAACUACAACGAUGUCUGGACGAGGAAAAGGCGGAAAGACUAAGGCUAAGGCCAAGAGCCGAUCUAACAGAGCAGGACUUCAAUUCCCAGUAGGCAGAAUCCACAGACUUCUCAGAAAAGGAAAUUACGCCGAGCGAGUUGGAGCUGGAGCUCCCGUGUAUCUCGCUGCUGUUCUGGAAUAUCUGGCGGCCGAAGUUCUGGAGUUGGCUGGAAAUGCAGCUAGAGACAACAAGAAGACGAGAAUCAUUCCCCGUCAUUUGCAAUUAGCCAUCAGGAAUGAUGAGGAGUUGAACAAAUUGCUGUCGGGAGUAACGAUCGCCCAGGGUGGAGUUCUACCCAACAUCCAGGCUGUCCUUCUGCCCAAGAAGACCGGAGCUGCUAAAGGAAAGUCAUCACAAUCCCAGGAGUUCUAAAUAUCGGAGAACUUCCUAAUACCUUCAACGGCCCUUUUCAGGGCCAACCAUCUCGCUCGAAAAGCUUUCGAGAAGCCUCGAGAUACGCAUUUAAACAUUUAGUAGCUGACUAACUUUGAUUGACAUCAAAUGUGUUUUUACAGACGUUUUGAACGAUGUAAUUGUGUAUUAUCCAAUACUUUUUUUUUGCAAAACGAUUCUGUGUCGCGUUGUGAAAGAGGGUAAACGUCCUAAAUAAUGACCUGCUAAUUUGAAACUAGAGAACACUGCAAAAUGGGCCCGUCUGACAUUACUAUGAUGCCAAAUUAUGUGCAAUUUUUAUCCAACAAUAAAUUUAUUGCACACAUCUUUAAA
Molecule: messenger RNA, 877 nt
Organism: Ylistrum balloti
Lineage: Eukaryota; Metazoa; Mollusca; Bivalvia; Pectinida; Pectinidae
Product: histone H2A-like
Exons: 1
Coding region: 122-523 (133 amino acids)
Cellular component (GO): nucleosome
Molecular function (GO): structural constituent of chromatin; protein heterodimerization activity; DNA binding
Source: RefSeq, a predicted model, not a curated record